Esox lucius (northern pike) is the source of this 1396-nucleotide messenger RNA. RefSeq names its product mitotic arrest deficient 2 like 2 (gene mad2l2). The record is from RefSeq and is a predicted model, not a curated record. Gene Ontology annotation, cellular component: zeta DNA polymerase complex. The transcript has 9 exons. Lineage: Eukaryota; Metazoa; Chordata; Actinopteri; Esociformes; Esocidae. The coding region runs from base 108 to 743 and encodes 211 amino acids.
AUCGAAAGAAUUUGAACAAGAAUAACCACGACUCAACGUCAUAACAAAGCGACAAAAAGAAGUAGCAGUUGGGUUAGAUUCGUCUCCUCAUCUCUAAUUCACCUACAAUGACAACUUUAACAAGACAAGACCUCAAUUUUGGACAAGUGGUGGCUGAUAUCCUGUGUGAGUUUUUGGAAGUGGCCAUUCAUCUAAUCCUUUAUGUACGAGAGGUGUACCCGUCUGGGAUAUUCCAGAAGAGGAAGAAAUAUAAUGUACCUGUUCAGAUGUCAUGCCACCCAGAGCUGAACCAAUACAUCCAGGAUACUCUGCACUGUGUAAAGCCCCUCAUUGAGAAGAAUGAUGCUGAAAAAGUGGUGCUGGUUAUCAUGGACAAAGAGCAUCAUCCAGUGGAGAGAUUUGUCUUUGAGAUUUCCCAGCCUCCUCUUCUAUCCAUCAGCUCUGAUUCAUUACUGUCACAUGUGGAGCAGUUACUGAGGGCGGUUAUCCUGAAGAUCAGUGUAUGUGAUGCAGUUCUGGAUAACAAUCCACCUGGAUGUACAUUCACAGUGCUGGUCCACACCAGGGAGGCUGCUACACGCAACAUGGAGAAGGUUCAGGUCAUCAAGGAUUUUCCGUGGAUAAUUGCAGAUGAACAGGAAGUACACAUGCAGGAGCCCAAACUCAUACCCCUGAAGACUAUGACAUCAGACAUUGUCAAAAUGCAACUGUAUGUGGAGGAGAGGGCACAGAAGGCUUCAUAGACCAAGCUGGACAAAACAAUGUCAAUCCUCUGUGCUGCUGCUGCCACAAAAAUCCACUAAUUGAGGUGUGGAUUUUUCUCCAGUCUGAUGCUUGAACUGUGAAAAAUAUUUUUUUGUUUUGAUGGUCUGACUUAGGGGAGUUUGUUUUUUGUUCAGCAUUGUCAUUGCUCAUCACAACAAAAAUAAUUGUUUGUGACAGCAACGCCUAAGAGAAAUGAUUUAUGAUAUAGUGGGGGCCUUCACUUAUGUUUACAGUAUGAUGUGUAUUGCUGUCUUCACCGAAACAGCAGUCCCAGAGGGAUAUGACUGGUUGGAAAUAUAGACAGUUUAUAAGAAUGAACAAAUGUGUGUUAUUGCAUGUGUGGAGCACUGACAUGCUCCAGCAGUUAGUAUUUAACUCAAACUGCUACAAAUAUUUGUAAAUACAAGUGGAUUUAGUUGUUUUUGAUUUAAUUGAUAUUUGUUUUGUUUCUCAGAUAACACAUUCUACUUUGGGAAACAGUAUUUAGUAGAGUCCAAGUCCUUUUUUGUUAAUCAAAGUCUAAAAUGUUUCUUGUUUAUUACACAGAACAAAAAUAUAAAUGCAAAAUACAUGUCAAUUGUUUAUCCCAUGUUUGAUGAGCAAAAAUAAAAGAUCCAAGCAUUUUUCUACA